AGCCGCAGCCCGCCGGCAGGGAGCAGCCAUGUCACCAUUUCUUCGAAUUGGCUUGUCCAACUUUGACUGUGGGUCCUGCCAGCCGUGCCAGGGAGAGGCUGUUAACCCCUACUGCGCUGUGCUCGUCAAAGAGUUUGUUGAAUCAGAGAAUGGGCAGAUGUAUAUCCAGAAAAAGCCAACCAUGUACCCACCCUGGGACAGCACCUUCGAUGCUCACAUCAACAAAGGAAGAGUGAUGCAGAUCAUCGUGAAGGGUAAAAAUGUGGACCUAAUAUCCGAAACCACCGUGGAACUCUACUCCCUGGCUGAGAGAUGUAAGAAGAACAAUGGGAAGACAGAAAUAUGGUUAGAGCUGAAACCUCAAGGCCGAAUGCUAAUGAACGCAAGAUACUUUCUGGAAAUGAGUGACACAAAGGACAUGAGUGAAUUUGAGGCUGAAGGCUUCUUCGCAUUGCAUCACCGCCGAGGAGCCAUUAAACAAGCCAAAGUCCAUCAUGUCAAGUGUCAUGAGUUUACAGCCACCUUCUUCCCACAACCUACAUUUUGCUCCGUCUGCCACGAGUUUGUCUGGGGUCUGAACAAACAGGGCUACCAGUGCCGACAAUGCAAUGCAGCAAUCCACAAGAAGUGUAUUGAUAAAGUUAUUGCUAAGUGCACAGGGUCAGCCAUCAACAGCCGAGAAACUAUGUUCCACAAGGAGAGGUUCAAAAUUGAUAUGCCACAUCGGUUCAAAGUCUACAAUUACAAGAGCCCGACCUUCUGUGAGCACUGUGGGACCCUGCUGUGGGGCCUGGCUAAGCAAGGACUGAAAUGUGAUGCAUGUGGCAUGAAUGUCCAUCACAGAUGCCAGACCAAGGUGGCCAACCUGUGUGGCAUCAACCAGAAACUAAUGGCUGAAGCACUGGCAAUGAUUGAGAGCACGCAACAGGCUCGCUGCUUAAGAGAUUCUGAACACAUCUUCAGAGAAGGCCCAGUGGAAAUUGGUCUCCCAUGCGCCAUAAAGGGUGAAGCCACGCUGCCACAUGUACCAGCACCAGGAAAAAGAGAGCCUCAGGGAAUCUCCUGGGAAUCUCCUUUGGAUGGGGUACAGAAAAUAAGCGACCGUCCAGAACCUGAGCCCAACGCAGAAAGACCAUCCCUACAUAUGAAGUUAAAAAUUGAAGAUUUUAUCUUGCACAAAAUGUUGGGGAAAGGAAGUUUUGGCAAGGUCUUCCUAGCAGAGUUCAAGAAAACCAAUCAAUUUUUUGCAAUAAAAGCCCUAAAGAAAGACGUGGUUCUGAUGGAUGACGAUGUGGAAUGUACCAUGGUAGAGAAGAGAGUCCUGUCCUUGGCCUGGGAGCAUCCGUUCUUAACGCACAUGUUCUGCACUUUCCAGACCAAGGAAAACCUCUUUUUUGUGAUGGAAUAUCUCAAUGGAGGAGACUUAAUGUACCACAUCCAAAGCUGUCACAAAUUCGAUCUGUGCAGAGCAACGUUUUAUGCUGCUGAAAUCAUUCUCGGUCUGCAGUUCCUUCAUUCCAAAGGGAUUGUAUACAGGGACCUGAAGCUAGAUAAUAUCCUGUUAGACAAAGAUGGACACAUCAAAAUCGCGGACUUUGGAAUGUGCAAGGAGAACAUGUUAGGCGAGACAAAGACCAACACCUUCUGCGGAACCCCUGACUACAUCGCCCCAGAGAUCUUGCUGGGACAGAAAUACAACCAUUCUGUUGACUGGUGGUCCUUUGGCGUUCUCCUCUAUGAAAUGCUAAUCGGGCAGUCGCCUUUCCAUGGUCAGGAUGAAGAAGAGCUGUUCCACUCCAUCCGCAUGGACAACCCCUUUUAUCCACGAUGGCUUGAAAAGGAGGCCAAGGACCUUUUAGUGAAGCUCUUCGUAAGAGAACCUGAAAAGAGGCUGGGAGUCAGGGGAGACAUUCGCCAGCACCCUUUGUUUCGGGAGAUCAACUGGGAAGAACUUGAAAGAAAGGAGAUCGACCCACCUUUCAGGCCUAAAGUGAAAUCACCGUAUGACUGCAGCAAUUUCGACAAAGAAUUCUUAAAUGAGAAACCCCGGCUCUCAUUUGCUGACAGAGCACUCAUCAACAGCAUGGACCAGAACAUGUUCAGAAACUUUUCCUUCAUUAACCCAGGAAUGGAGAGGCUCAUUUCCUGAGGCUCUUUCUCCGGACACCUGAAGAAAUUUGAACUGGUUCAAGUGACACUUCUUGGGUUCCUUUUCAACUUGGAAAAGAAGAGAAACACUCAACACUGAAGGCUGAGACCUUUUAGCUCCUCACAGACUCUGUAGCAGGAAACCAAGUCUACUUCACUCACGACAGAACCUUUGGUUCUGUCCUGUCAUCCAUCACAGCCACUCCUGAGGUUAGGUCUUACUAAGUGUAGUUUAUGUGAAAGAUGGUUCUUGCACUGUGAAAGAUUUGACAGCUUAAUACUGCUCUAAAUUACGGCUCUUCACUUGGGCACCAACUGCUGAGGAAUGGAAUGCUUAAGACUCAAAGACCAGAAUCAGCUGGAACAUCACAGGACUGGGCAAACAGUGCCUGGCACAGUGGAUCAUGCAGCCGCAGACACGUGACCACUAACCCACUUCAUUCUGUUUACGUCUGUGAAAGUGUAAAUGCUGGUGGGUGGGAGGAGCCCUAGUAGGUUUUAUGGGAAUUCUUCACAAUAAACAUAGCUUGUAACCUGAGAUUUACAAAUCUGUUCAUUCUGAUUAGCCAUGGAAUUCACUGGAAAGAGGAAAAUGCAAAGUGGAAGAGGUCCUGUCACUAACAACCCAACACCUGCUGUGGUUACCGUGUCCACAUAGGUGUUAGAAUGCAACAAAGAUGGCGUGGUUUUACUCCUGCUUAUAAUAAUCCUAUUCUGUCGAUUUCAACACUGGUGAUGGUCACCAGUUACCAUCCUCAUAGUAUAACAAAGAAGGAAAUAAUUCCUCUAAGAAAAAAAGAAAACCAAUCCCUCCUUUACCAGUACUGAUGAUCUGAUGGCUCAGAAGUCUCUCUGCAGGCAUCAUUUAAAAGCCCCGGGCAUGCUAUUCGUAGUAGUCAGUCUUGUUUAGUUAGAAUUCUAGCUCUACAUUUUUAAAGUGUCUGUGCUGUUUGUAUAUUUUGAUAAAACGUGACUUAAUGACAGAAGUGGAUCUGUAAAAUUGGAAUAAAAGAAA
Condylura cristata (star-nosed mole) is the source of this 3163-nucleotide messenger RNA. It is a transcript of the gene PRKCQ, whose product is annotated as protein kinase C, theta. The record is from RefSeq and is a predicted model, not a curated record. Lineage: Eukaryota; Metazoa; Chordata; Mammalia; Eulipotyphla; Talpidae. Bases 29 to 2149 code for a protein of 706 amino acids. The transcript is spliced from 18 exons. Gene Ontology annotation, biological process: protein phosphorylation. Gene Ontology annotation, molecular function: ATP binding; diacylglycerol-dependent serine/threonine kinase activity.